AUGGAUUUCGUCGAAUUGGAGGCCGUAGAAGGUCUCCGUUGGUCAUGGAAUUCAUGGCCAACAUCCAAAUCGGAACUCAUAAUCCCCCUAACAAUCAUGUGCACUCCAUUAACCCAACAAGGCACCGACCUACCUCUCCUCCCUUACGAUCCCCUCCUCUGUACCCGAUGCGGCGCCGUUUUAAACCCUUACGCUCGUCUUGAUUACCAAUCACGUAUCUGGCACUGCCCCUUUUGUUCUCAGAGAAACCCUUUCCCUCGUUCCAUCGCCGACGCUAAUCUCCCCGCUGAACUUUUUCCGACUUACACUACCGUCGAGUACUCUUCUACGUCGCCUUUUCACCCUCCCGCUUUUGUGUUUCUAAUCGAUGUUUCUUCUUCUGAAGAUGAUCUUCGGUCGCUUAAGAAUGAGCUCUUGCUUCUUCUUCACCAUUUGCCUGAUAGUGCUCUUGUUGCUCUGAUCACUUUCGAUUCCAUGGUUUAUCUUCACGAUCUUCGAUUUUCUCAUUGUUCGAGGCUCGUUCUCUUACGUGAGCGUCAAUUUUCUUCUGAUCAGAUAAGGCAGUUCCUCGACAUUAGUCGUCCUCACCAGCUGCAUAUUGGGCAAACACAACCUGUCCCAAAGCAGGGGUUUCUGGUUCCAAUUUCAGAAUGUGAGUUCAGCAUCACUACUGCAAUUGAAGAUAUUCAUUCUACCUACAAAUUCAGGUCCGGUAGCCGACCCCCGAGGUCCACUGGAGCUGCAAUUUCUGCUGCCCUUGGACUUUUAGAGUGUUGUUCUGUAAAUACCGGCUCCAGAAUCAUGGUCUUCACUUCUGGGCCUGCUACUCUUGGACCUGGACUAGUUGUGGACUCUGAUUUCAGGCAAACUAUGAGAACCCACAGUGAUAUUUUCAAUGGUCAGGUGAAGCAUUAUUUUAAAUCUUGCAGUUUCUACAGACAGAUUGCCAAGAGGCUGUCUGAUGCGUCUGUUGUUCUUGAUCUGUUUGCUUGCUCCCUUGACCAAGUUGGGGCUGCAGAGCUUCGAGAACCCAUUGAGCGCUCAGGUGGAUUUAUGAUUCUUGCCGAAUCCUUUGAAUCUGAUCAAUUCAAGAAAUGUUUAAGGCACUUGUUUAAACAUGACGAUGAGGGCUUUAUGAAGAUGAAUUUUGAUGCAACCAUUGAAAUAGUGACCACUAAAGAUGUCAAAAUCUCUGGAGCUCUUGGACCUUGCGUGUCUCUUAAGAAAAAGAACGCAUCAGUGAGUGAGACUGAGAUUGGACAAGGUGGUACCUACAUAUGGAAGUUGAACACACUCACUGACCGAACUUGCAUUGCUUUUUUCUUCCAAGUGAGUGAUGAUCAGAAAAUGCAGCCCAGCUCUGCAUUUUUAGUUCAGUUUAUAACACGGUACAGGCAGGGGAACAUAGGACACCGAAAAAGAGUCACCACUGCUGCUAGAAGAUGGGUUGCGAAUCAUUCCACAGAUAUAGCUGCCGGGUUUGAUCAAGAAGCAGCAGCAUCGGUUAUGGCACGGCUUGCCAUUCUCCGUGCGGAGACAUGCCAUGCUCGCGAUGUCAUUAGAUGGCUUGAUGACACACUUAUUCGUUUUACCUCUAAGUUUGGGGACUAUGUGCCAGAAGAUCCUUCUACCUUCCGCUUAUCUUCCAACUUUUCCCUUUAUCCUCAGUUUAUGUUCCACUUAAGAAGAUCCCAGUUUAUUGAUGUCUCUAACACUACUCCCGAUGAGACUGCAUAUUUCCGGCUUAUGCUGAACCGUGAGGGAGUAGUCGGCUCCCUUAUAAUGAUUCAACCUACACUUUUCCAAUAUUCGUUUGAUGGGCCACCUGUUCCAGUACUUUUAGAUAUUCGUUCUAUUUGCCCUGAUUCUAUCUUGCUCUUUGAUUCUUUCUUCCUUGUGGUGAUUCAUUAUGGGUCAAAGGUUGCUCAGUGGAAGAAGCUUGGUUAUGAUAAGGACCCAGACCAUGAGAACUUUAGAAAGUUGUUGGAAGCCCCAGAACUGGAUGCAGAGCAAUUGGUGACUGACCGGGUUCCAGUACCAAAGAUGAUAAGAUGUGACCAGCAUAGUAGUCAGGCCAGGUUUCUUCUUGCCAAGUUGAAUCCAUCUGUUACUCAAAAUUCAACAUACACGGAUGGUUCGGAUAUCAUAUUUACCGAUGACUUGAGCUUGCAAGUAUUUCUAGAUCAAUUGCAGAUACUAGCAGUGCAAGGCUGA
This is a messenger RNA of Lathyrus sativus (Indian pea), 2214 nucleotides long. Lineage: Eukaryota; Viridiplantae; Streptophyta; Magnoliopsida; Fabales; Fabaceae. The record is from the annotation of a GenBank genome assembly.